Messenger RNA from Trichoderma citrinoviride, 1176 nucleotides. RefSeq lists its product as hypothetical. The record is from RefSeq and is a predicted model, not a curated record. The transcript has a single exon. Lineage: Eukaryota; Fungi; Ascomycota; Sordariomycetes; Hypocreales; Hypocreaceae. Bases 1 to 1176 code for a protein of 391 amino acids.
AUGGUGCGGCUCCAGCUCCUCCUAUCAGCCCUAUUCGUGGCGCUGUCCCACCAGACAUGCGUCACCGACGAUGACUGCAGCCUCAACGGCGUCUGUGGCAGAACCGGCGUCUGCAAGUGUGACCCUGCCUGGACCGGCGACGACUGCGGCGCCCUCGACAUCCGCCCCGCCAAGCGCAACGGCGGCUACAACCUGACGGCCGAGGGCACGUCGUCGUGGUGCUCCAAGAUCAUCAAGGAUCCGUGGGAGCGCGGCCUGUACCACCUCUUCGCCUCCGAGUUCACGCACGGCUGCGGGCUCGACUACUGGGCGCCCUACAGCCGCAUCAUCAGGGCCGUGUCGCGCACGGGGCCCGCGGGGCCUUACACCUUCGCGGCCGAGGUCAUGGGCCACUUUGCGCACAACCCGACGGUCGUGUACAGCCCUGCGGACAAGGAGUGGCUCCUGUACUACAUCGGCUGCCCCACGGAGGUCUCGGAUACCUGCCAGUCGCAGAGCUUCACGUGCGGCCCGGGCAACAACGUCAAUGGCGAGAGCGGCGUCUCGGUGCUCAGCAGCCGGGACCUUCGCCAUUGGAGCUUUAAGGGGCAGGUCAUGCAGGGAGACAACACGGCGGACUGGGACGCCGACUUGACCAAUCCUACGGCUUUCCCUCUGUACUCGAGCUCCAGCCACACAGACGCCAUGGUCCUGGUCUAUCGCGGCUGCCCGAUCAACUGCGGUGGCAGCGAGCUGAUCAAUGUCGCCGUUUCGGAGAAGGGCUACGAGGGCCCGUAUACCAAGAUUGAGCCGGACCCCAUCUUCUCCGAUCCCAACGAGGAUCCGUUUGUCUGGCGAGACAAGCGAGGCAACUUCCACAUGCUGAUGCACUCUCUCGAGUCUGACGGCGGCUUUGGCUGGGGGCCCAACGUUGGUCGACAUGCGUGGGCGAGGAACUACACUGGGCCAUGGACGUUUGGCAACAAGACGCUGGCGUUCAGCACCGAGGUCCCGUUCGAUGAUGGGACGACGAUUGAUUACUUCCGCAGAGAGAGGCCGGAGCUGUAUUUCUCGGAGGAUGGCACGAUGACGCCGCUUCUGUUGUCGACGGGUGUUCAGGAGGUGAAUAGUCCUAUGAGCUAUAGUAUUGCUGUUCCUUUGGGAGAUGCGGGUGUCAAGGCUCAGAAUCAGAAGUAG